AUGUGCAACAUAGUGCAAGCUAAGAUUGUGUGUGGGGUCAAAAUGUACAGGAAAAAAAUUUCUCACAACCACCAAUCCUUGCUCCUUACAAUAAGUGGACAGGGAGGCUUAUAUUUCACCUUCAGCUGUACCAUCUCCGAUGUAACCUGGCUUAGAGCUUCAGUUUUUUGUAGUAUUAUUCGCAUUACUGUCUUUUCUAUGUAUCUUUCUUUUUUUAACCAUCAUUCCACAUCAAACUUUGGUGCCGACAACCCACUGAACUACGUCAUGUGGAAAUCCACUCUCACUAAAUAUGCAACCCAUAUCUGUCUCAAACCUGCAUUCCAUGUCACAUAUAUUGGCAUAACUCUACAAAUCACCAGGUGA
This is a messenger RNA of Dujonia railenensis, 366 nucleotides long. The record is from the annotation of a GenBank genome assembly. Lineage: Eukaryota; Fungi; Ascomycota; Pichiomycetes; Serinales; Debaryomycetaceae.